Ustilago hordei is the source of this 438-nucleotide messenger RNA. RefSeq lists its product as uncharacterized. NCBI's taxonomy places the organism in Eukaryota, Fungi, Basidiomycota, Ustilaginomycetes, Ustilaginales, Ustilaginaceae. The transcript is spliced from 2 exons. The record is from RefSeq and is a predicted model, not a curated record. Bases 1 to 438 code for a protein of 145 amino acids.
AUGACAGGGCUUGCACAAUGCCAUGAUCAGGUUCACAAAGCGAAUAAAGAGAAAAGUUCGUGCAUUGUUGAGAUCCCGCGAUGUGAGAAGCGAGCGGCAUUCAGCGAAGCGAGAGGAUCAGUGCCCAAGGAACUGCAAGAGGACAAUGGCAGACAAUGGCAGGAUAAGCUCGGGCCCUCGCGACCAAAUCACCUUCAGGCUCAGACGUCAGAAGCCAAGUGGAAACCUAGCGGUGCACCUACCUUUGAGCCUUGCGAAGAGGCCCGAGGUUGCCGUGGCUACGGGGAGAAGGGGAACAAAGGGCCGAUCGACAAUGGCCAGUGGACUCGCCUAAGAAUUCUAGGAUCACGGACCUGUCCGGCAGCGCUUUAUGUGAAUUCGGCUCAGCGCGGUCGCCAGCACAAUCAGACCUGCUGGUCUAUUCAGCAGGAGGCCUAA